Messenger RNA from Linum trigynum, 3042 nucleotides. Lineage: Eukaryota; Viridiplantae; Streptophyta; Magnoliopsida; Malpighiales; Linaceae. The record is from the annotation of a GenBank genome assembly.
UUGGAUAUUGAUGUACUUUACCUUGAAAGGAAAAAAUAUAACAUAUCGUGUUAAGUUGGGAUUAGGUUAAGUUGGGAUUAAUCACCUAGUGGCUAUGGAUUUUUUAAAAAAAUGACAAUAUUGAAAUUGAAUUACGAAAUCUCACCUACUUUACGUGAUAUUUCGAAAUCCAUUAAUAUUUACAUUCAAAAGUUGAUUUAACGACAAAACAUACCACAAAAUGUCUUAAAACUUUAAAGCAUUUUGGACUAUGUGUAAGUUAUUCGUCAACGAGAUCUGAAUCAAUAAAACAUUGUAAGUUGAGUCAAAUUCACAAUUCAAUCGAUAUGCUAUGAAUAAUGAACUAUAACUUAAUUCGUACGUACUUUAUAUGUAUUGUAUAAUAUACCCUACGGUGCUCCUCGACCACUUCGUACUAGCCAACAUCUCAUGUCAACCUAUUGUUAUGUGUUGACAGAAAGAAAACACGAAGACGAAAACCAACAAACUGACAGCAGUAGUCAAAUACGACACAAUACUUAACUAACACAAUUCGUUUUUCACCAAUAUGCUAAAUCGUAACCUAAUUUAAGCACAAAACGAUGUUCAACUAAAAGUUCACCCAUAUUGGGAUCAUGUAUGAUUCUUGGAAGAUGACAAAUACAACUCAUUUUCAACACUCGUGAAUAAUUAUACGAUGGUUGAUCACUUUCUUUUUUAGCUAUGAGGUCAGAAAUUUGAUCACUACCUAUUGGAAUAGAAUCACUCCAUAACCAACUAUUUACCACUUCACGUAAUCACAUGGGCCAGAAAACAAUGGGCUUCAAUAUGAAGUAGCCGAACGAAUGGGCCCUCAAAAUAGGAGAGAAGCCCAGCCCGCAGUCACCAUCAGAAAAUUUCCCUCGCUCGCUGCUGUUACACUCAGACGGAUCAUCAAAAUCGUGGAUAAGGAAAUUCGGUCGCUGCUCAUCCGCCAGUCUCGCCGGUCGAAAAAAACUCCGCCGCCGUGGUAGCCAUGGCUGGAAUUACCAGCACGGGCAGAUUUCCCUUCACGCCCCUCCCUACCGCCGGGAAAUCGGCCACUCCCUUGUCUUCCCUCGACUCCAAGCUCUUCGGCAUCAGGUUCCAUUGCUCCCCUCUGUGCCGAGCAGAGUCACUAAUCUCCUCUCCCAGGACAUUCCCUGGCUCCGCCGUGGUCACUGCCCGUUACGGCGGCGGGGGAGGAGGCGGAGGCAACCGUUCGCGGCAGAGCGAGCCUGAUGAUGAACAGGCUCUUGACAUUUCUGCAGUUCGGUCUGCUACUGUGAGGCUCAUCGACCAGAAGCAAAAUAUGGUUGGGGUGGUAUCGAAAAGUGAAGCUAUUCGGAUGGCUGAAGAAGCUGAGCUUGAUUUGGUUGUGCUGUCUCCAGAAGCAGAUCCUCCGGUCCUCAGAAUCAUGGAUUACAACAAAUAUAGAUAUGAACAACAAAAGAAGAAGAAAGAUCAGCAGAAGAAAAGUGCAGCGAGUCGAAUGGAUCUGAAGGAGCUUAAGAUGGGUUAUAGCAUCGAUCAACACGAUUAUGGUGUACGGCUGAAAGCGGCUAGAAAGUUUUUGCAAGAUGGUGAUAAGGUUAAGGUGAUCGUAAAUUUGAAAGGUCGUGAAAAUGAGUUCAGAAACAUUGCCAUCGAGCUUCUCAGACGUUUCCAGAAUGAUGUUGGGGAGCUGGCAACUGAGGAGAGCAAGAAUUUGAGGGAUAGAAACAUAUUCAUUACUUUGGUUCCAAAUAAGGCUAUUCAACAAAAAGGUCAGGAACCUCCCAAGAAGAAAGAUAAGCCAUCUGCUGUAAAUGAAGUGCCGGCCGUGUAAGUUAACAAGAAGGAAGAGUUUUUAUCUAUGAAGCAGAGGCUAAAAGGUGUAUUGGAAUCCAUCUGCUGGGUGUAGAAAACUCAGCAACUGUACAGCUACUGUACCAUAGCACAAUUCGGAUCAACUUGGUGAAUGCAAGUGCAUAACUUCCCAGAGAAAAAGAGAGGCUUUCGAAGCUUCCCUCCUUAUAAAGUAUCUUGGUGGUGGGUUGCUGGGCAGAUAGUGGUUUCCAUGGCUGACAGCUGAGGUUUCAUCAAGGUUUUUCGUGAUGCAAUAUGUUCAUUAAGAAAAAUGGUACAGUGGUGACAUUCUCCCUUCCUUUGAUUCGAACUGAUAGGACUCUGAAAAUGUACCAAUGUACUCUGUGUACCAUCUAUCUCACAUGCCUAUGGCCCAAUGUUAAUCUUUCUCCAUCAAAAUCUGCUCAUGUUAAAUGGCCUGGAUUAGAACAGGGUGCCAACAUAGGCUUGUGACUCGUCGGGUAUACCAUAUACGCUUUGUUAAUGAGCGUUUGGUUCGGCGUAUUUGAAAGUAUGUCUGCCAAUUUGUUCUGCACGUUGUUAGGUGAUGUAAUUUGAAAAACCGCGCGAGACUAUACAAUGCACUUCUUCGAACACCUCCUCGAACUAUCGUUACAUCUGCGAAAUGUGAUAGUUUAGUCACUGUAAGAGUAGGAGAAGAUGAUCCAUCUGGAUGGGGAGACUCCAACUCACUCAACCAACGAAAUGACUUUCUGAGUUGAGAGUUUGGGAGCCACUGACUUGGCUUUGAAGUUGCUCCAUCUCCCGUUAAUAUUGCCUCUCACACUUUCGGUUUCCCAGUUAGAUCCACGUUGGGUUUUCUUGACAAUACUGCUCCACAGCCUGGAAAGCAACCAUUUCAACUCUGUUGGUAAAAGCUUUGUUUCCUCGAUCUAGAGUUUCGAGAUUCACCUUUACUUCGGCUAACAAAUUUCUCACAAAAAGAAGAAGCAUUUGGUUGACAGUGACACUCACCAUAGCUGAAGCUGAAUUCUACCAACACUUGUAAUAUGCGACUGGAAUAAAGGAGCCGUAAGCCGUUGUGUGAAAGACGCUUAGCAGUAAAAUAGAAUGAGGGGAGAGAGGAACCGAAUGUUAGUUGGCGCGAAAAGGAGAAAGAAAAAAGGAAAACAGCGGAAGCUUAACUUGACGGCAAUGGCGACUCUGCAACCAACUGAAGAAACUCAUCCAACAUUA